Messenger RNA from Colossoma macropomum (tambaqui), 1139 nucleotides. It is a transcript of the gene sstr1b, whose product is annotated as somatostatin receptor 1b. Gene Ontology annotation, molecular function: somatostatin receptor activity; neuropeptide binding. The record is from RefSeq and is a predicted model, not a curated record. Bases 24 to 1139 code for a protein of 371 amino acids. Gene Ontology annotation, cellular component: neuron projection; membrane. Lineage: Eukaryota; Metazoa; Chordata; Actinopteri; Characiformes; Serrasalmidae. The transcript has a single exon. Gene Ontology annotation, biological process: cellular response to glucocorticoid stimulus; neuropeptide signaling pathway.
UUGGGCAAAUAAAAAAGCACAAAAUGGCAGAACUAUCAGGAUAUAAUGGCACUGAAGACACUCUGUUCUCAACAGGCAUUCCCUUCAACUCCACUGCUGAUUAUGAGGAUUUUGAGCCAGAGUCUGAUGCUAGCAAGAUCAUCAUCCCCUCCAUCUAUGCCCUAGUCUGCUGCGUGGGCAUCAUAGGCAAUGCCAUGGUCAUAUACGUCAUCCUUAAAUAUGCCAAGAUGAAAACAGCCACUAACAUUUACAUUUUGAACCUUGCUAUUGCUGACGAACUCUUCAUGCUGAGCGUUCCAUUCCUGGCUACAUCAGCCGCAGUGCGCCACUGGCCGUUUGGAUCGCUGAUGUGUCGGCUGGUCCUCAGCGUGGACGGCAUCAACAUGUUCACCAGCAUCUUUUGCUUGACGGUGCUGAGUGUGGACCGGUAUAUUGCGGUGGUGCAUCCAAUCAAGGCUGCCCGUUACCGUCGGCCUACCGUUGCUAAAGUGGUCAACGUUUGCGUGUGGGGACUAUCGCUUCUCGUCAUAUUGCCCAUCAUUAUCUUCGCUGACACAGUCCCAGCAGAGGAUGGAGGAGUAGACUGCAACUUCCUGUGGCCUGAGGCCUCAUGGUCAGAGGCGUUUGUGGUCUACACAUUCUUGCUGGGCUUCUUGCUGCCUGUGGCAGCUAUCUGCCUUUGCUACUGCCUGAUCGUGGUGCGAAUGCGAGCGGUAGGGCUAAAGGCCGGCUGGAUGCAGCGCCGGCGUUCCGAGAAGAAGAUCACCCGCAUGGUGUUGCUUGUGGUUGCAGUUUUUGUCCUUUGCUGGAUGCCCUUCUACAUCGUGCAGCUGAUUAGCGUGUUCCGCCAGCCGCCCGACCCCAUGGUGACUCAGCUGUUUGUCAUUCUAAGCUAUGCUAACAGCGGAGCUAAUCCUAUCCUAUAUGGAUUUGUGUCUGACAACUUUCGGCGGUCCUUCCAGCGAAUUGUCUGCUUUCGCUGGUUGGAGAAUGGGCUGGAUGCAGAGCAGGUGGACUACUAUGCUGUGGCCCUAAGGCGGCAGACGACAUGUGGGCCACAGGACUUUCCUAAGGAAUGCUUAGCCUCUGAUAUGGUGUUUCGCAAUGGAACAUGUACCUCGCGUACCACCACCUUGUGA